Molecule: messenger RNA, 360 nt
Organism: Adineta steineri
Lineage: Eukaryota; Metazoa; Rotifera; Eurotatoria; Adinetida; Adinetidae
Source: the annotation of a GenBank genome assembly
AUGAAUUUUUACUCAGUAAUAGUUUUAUUUAUUUUACUAACUAUAAUAUUACUAUUUAAUAUUAGUAAUCCACCUGAUUUAUGGUUCAAUAUACCUCAUUUAAGUAUUGAUAAAAUUUCAUUAGCUGCAGACAAUUUAAAAGCAUCUAUCAGCGUUUCUGCUAAGAUUGCGAAUCUUGUUUCAUUUAAUACUGGUGUUGAUGUUACUAUCGGUAAAAUUAAAUUAACUAGCACAGGUAUUAAUGCACAAGUACAAUUAGCAAUACAUUUUGAUAAUAUUGUCCGAAUUAUAAGUCGAACAAUGGCUUCACUUGAUCUUAAUCCUUUUUUAGCAUCAACUUCUAAUACUGAUUUUGAAUAA